Molecule: messenger RNA, 1411 nt
Organism: Hippocampus zosterae (dwarf seahorse)
Lineage: Eukaryota; Metazoa; Chordata; Actinopteri; Syngnathiformes; Syngnathidae
Gene: endou
Product: endonuclease, polyU-specific
Exons: 9
Coding region: 106-1272 (388 amino acids)
Biological process (GO): immune response
Molecular function (GO): polysaccharide binding; RNA endonuclease activity; scavenger receptor activity
Source: RefSeq, a predicted model, not a curated record
GAGGUGAAUCCCGCCACGUGGGCUGGUCGACGAGUAAUAUAGGUGGUGCUCUAUAAAAGAAAGACCACAGCAGCGGUCCGUUCACCUUGCUCCCAUUGAGUCAGGAUGAAACUCAUUGCUGUCUUUGGACUUUGGGUCACUCUGCUCUGCCGGGCACAUAGUAACUCUCUUGACUCAUGUCAGAGUCGCUGUGGCUUCGGAACUGACAGUGAUUUCUCCUGUCAAUGUAAUCCAUCCUGCGAACGCUUCAAAGACUGCUGUUCAGACUAUGAAGAACUUUGUAAAGUUGGAUCCACUUCAUGCAAAGGCAGAUGCAAUGAGAAAUAUAACUCCCAAAAUAAGUGCCACUGCAACUCAAAGUGCACGCAGUACAACAACUGCUGCAGCGACUAUGCAGACGUAUGCAACGGUGGCGAAAGUGGCGGUGGUUCCGUGAUCACCGAUGCUGACAUCAAGUCUGUCUCUGAAGCACUUUACGCUCUGGAUUCCAACCGGGCUUCGGCCUCCCACUUGGAGAUUGACCCCCAGGUUUUGAUCUCAGGAUCUCAGACCGGGUCCCAGGAAGAUCUUUCCUCUCGCCGGUUUUUCCGCUUUGUGGAUGAGGGGGCUUUGUUCUCCAGGCCCACCUAUGAGGCUCUCCUGGCUCUAUUGGACAACUAUAACAGGAUGACCGGACAAACGGAGGACGUUAGCUCCCAGGAGAAGGCCGAGCAGGACAUCUUCCUCAGGGAGACCAUGUCCAACACUGAGCUGGGCCGAGAACUCUUUGCCUUCUUGUACACCAAGGGAGUCUACACGUCAGAGGAAGAGUUCAUCUACGACCUGAAGAUGAUGUGGUUUGGCCUGUACUCUCGAAACAAUGGAAAGAUGGAUUCCAGUGGUUUUGAGCACAUUUUUGCAGGUGAGAUCAAGGGCGGGAAAGUGUCAGGCUUCCACAACUGGAUCCAGUUUUACCUUCUUGAGAAAAGAGGGCUUCUCAACUACUACAGCCACAGUUUCGACGGGCCUUGGACGACCUUCCCGGACGUGCUGGGAAUGCAGUUCAAGUGGGACGGUUACUUCAAGCAGGUGGGCUCUGCAGUCAUCGGCUGCAGCCCCGAAUUUGACUUUGCCAUUUACAGCCUCUGUUACAUCGCCAGACCCGGAAAACAAUGCCGUUUGAGUCUGGGCGGCGAGGAGCUGAUCAUCCAAACAUACACAUGGAAUAACUCUUACUAUGGCGAUGGGAAGAAAUAUAUCGGCACCGCUUAUCCCGCAACACCCAGGACCUGAAGAACCCAUGCGGGAGUCGACAGUUCUCCAUGUUGUGACACUCCUGCACAAACAACACACAUGGACUGAUGGAGGAUACUGAGGAAACACGUUUAAAGAUUUGACUAAAAAAUGCGUCAAUAAAGCAAUUCCGAUGUGA